AUGAAAACAUUCUCAAGAGGGAAGGCCUUUCGUAUUAAUAAUAUUUUGGAUGCAGUGCCUGCUCCUGUGCCCUCCCCUGGGAAGACAAUUCUUUCAUUUGCCCAGGCAAGAGACAUAUCCCAAGAAUAUGCAGGAAGCAAAGCCCCAGAGGAGAAGGAGGGCAUCUUAAGGAAGAAGACAGGAAAAAAGGAUGAAAAGCAGCUGGUUCUUAAUUUAGGACAGAAAAUGUACACAAAAUGCCAUACAUGCGGAGUGAUAUAUUCUGAGACAACUCCCUCAGAGAGGAGACUGCACAGGAAACUGCACAAAAAGUGUUUCAGCCCGAAACAGAACCAUAAAUAA
This is a messenger RNA of Nematocida ausubeli, 342 nucleotides long. RefSeq lists its product as uncharacterized. NCBI's taxonomy places the organism in Eukaryota, Fungi, Microsporidia. The transcript has a single exon. The record is from RefSeq and is a predicted model, not a curated record. Gene Ontology annotation, biological process: mitotic sister chromatid cohesion. Bases 1 to 342 code for a protein of 113 amino acids. Gene Ontology annotation, cellular component: nucleus; chromatin. Gene Ontology annotation, molecular function: protein-lysine-acetyltransferase activity.